CUUCAGCGCCAUGUUUUACGAGUGUACGGAGUAUCCUAACCACGCCAUUGUAGGCGACGCACAGUUUUUUCAAAUAUUCCGCAGCAGUUUCGACUUUCUACUGUGAAAUUGUGAGCUUAAAAGACAUCGCUACGUUUUAUCCAUCAUUUACAGGCCAUUAAACCUCGAUCAAAUUGAAGCGACUUGCAAUUCGACGCGGAAUACAAUAAAAUCACAGAAGCAGCAUGUACGGUAACAAUAUCGAUCCGUGGGAGCCUGGGUACGGGCCGGAAAGAAGGAGCCAUACUUCCGAUUACCCCGAAUAUCGAAGCGAAUACAACAGUAACAGAUCACCGGAUUACGGGGAACAUCGGGACGUGGACCACAGAGACAGAGAUCACCGAAGUCCCGAGUACAGGAACCAUCGUGGAAGAGACAGAGACCGAGAGCGAGAUCGUUCGCGGGACAGGAGAGAUCGAAGUAGAGAAGACAGAGAUCGAAGCUACCGAGACAGGGACGAUCGAUACGGGAGGCAAAGGGAUAGUCGUGAUUCCGUAGAACGAGAUCGCGAUCGUGACCGCGAUCGAGACAGAGAUCGAGAUCGUUCGCGGAGAGACAGAGACAGGGAUAGGGACAGAGACCGUAGAGGAAAACGUGAUGAUCGGGACCGAGAUCGCGACGACGAUCACAGUCGGGAGAGCUUGGACUUUGAACACGAACACGGUCGCGCGUACGGGUCAUCCAUGGAAGGUGUUCACUACAAAUCUCAGUCCCCCAACAACACCAUUAUGAUCCGCGGACUCGCACAGCAUAUUACCGAAAACGACGUGCGGCAAGACAUCCUCAAUUGUGGUCUCAUGCCCAAGGAUAUAAGGCUGAUCCGGAAGAAGGACACAGGUGCUUCGCGAGGUUUCGCAUUCGUCGAGUUUAACGCGACACAGGAGGCCGCACGGUGGAUGGAGAUGAAACAGGGCGUACUGAUGCUGCAGGACCAGUAUCGCGCUCUAAUGCAGUACAGUAUACCCAAGGACUGCAAUGUGGAUAAACCACCGGCAAAGAACACGCAGGACUGGCACUGCGUUAAGUGUGGGGCGCAUAACUUCAAGAGACGCGAGACUUGUUUCAAGUGCUCCGCUUCGCGUGCCGAAAGCGAGGAGGGUGGAGAAGGCAGUGACGAGAUCAGUCCACAUCCUACCAACACGGUCCUGUUGCGAGGUCUCGAUGUGCUGACAACGGAGGACUCGGUUCUUCAAUCCAUGAAGUCACUGUCGUCCAUGCCAAUUCGCAGCAUCCGAAUUGGAAGAGACACCCUGACGAAUACGUCUCGGGGCGUCUGUUACCUGGAGAUGGGAAAUGUGGUCGAUGCGAUGUAUCUUCACACGGCUUUGACUAAGCAGGGGCUAGUGGUCGAUGGGAGGAAGGUAGAAGUGGCCUAUUGUAAGUUGCACCAAGUGGCUAGCACUAGGCUCUGGAAAAUGACGGACAACACGGCGCAGAGGUACACGUUGGACGACGUCGCACAGUUAGCCGAGUACAGUGCCAACAUGUACGCUAAAACACCUGCCCAGAAGGCUCAUUAUCUUCAGUAUUACACGCAAUAUUAUCAGAACCAGAUAAUGCAAGGCUCGGCUAUUACCUUGCCGUCCCUAAACCAAACCGACAGAGUAAAUGCCGCAGCAGCUGUGGCCCAAUCGGCCAUUCAGCAGCUCCAGGCAUCCCGAAAGUUGGGCGACGCCGAAGAAAUGAAAGGUAGACCUACGCCUACUGCGCCGACCAGCACCUCACUGGCGAGUGGAAGGGUUCCGGCACAUGCCAGCGAUGGCAAAGUCUAUUCCGUGCCCGAUGUCAGUACAUACCACUAUGACGAAUCCUCUGGCUACUACUACGACCCCAGCACAGGACUUUAUUAUGACCCCAACUCGCAAUACUACUAUAACAGCCACACCCAGCAAUUCUUGUACUGGGAUUCGGAAUCGUUGUCUUAUCAACCAGCAAAGCAGACUGGUGGGGGACCAACGAGCGAAUCCACUGCGGCAACCAACCCUGGUACCGUCGAGGGCAAUGGAGUAUCAGACCCGGGGAUGUCGACUUCAUCUACGGGAACGUCGCAAGAACUAUCCAAGGACGACGAGACCAAAAAGAAAGACAGCAAGCAGGACAAGGUUAAGGUAGCCAAGAAGAUUGCCAAGGACAUGGAGCGUUGGGCGAAGACUCUCAAUCAGAAGAAGGAAAACGCUAAAUCUAAUUGGAGUGCGGAAUUCCCCGGUACCGAAGGUCACCAGGGAUCGGGAAGCGGGGCGGCGGAUGCAGGGUACGCCAUCCUCGAAAAGAAGACUCUAGCGAAUCCAUAUCUUGAGGAAGAGGACCAGUCCAGCAAUAACGGCCUGGUAGCCGCGUACGGUGGCGGCAGCGACACCGAAGAGGAAAUAGAGGACGUUCAGCAAGAGGAACGACAACACACCGAUUGGAGCAAGCUAGCCUGCCUCUUGUGCAAACGACAGUUUCCGAGCAAGGAGGCUUUGAUGCGACAUCAACAGCUGUCCGACCUGCACAAGCAGAACCUGGAGAACUGGUACCGUGUCCGAGGUCUUGAUCCCAAUGAUCCCCAGCAAAGGAACAACAAGUACCGAGAUCGUGCCAAGGAGAGGCGAGCCAAGUACGGAGAACCCGAGCCCCCUCAACCUAAUCGGCUAAAGGAGAAAUAUCUGAAGACCAGGGUCGAGGAUGCGCCCGUGUCUUACGAGGAGCCUACCAGAGCAGGUAUUGGGUCGGACAACGUUGGUAAUAAACUCCUCCAAAAGAUGGGCUGGAGCGAAGGUAUGGGCCUUGGUAAGUCCAACCAAGGUAGAACGAGCAUUAUCGAGACGGAGAGGCGAAUCCCCACGGCCGGGUUGGGCGCGAAAACUGCGACAUACAGUGCUCUUCCUGGAGACACCUACAAGGAUUGCGUAAAGAAAAUGAUGUACGCCCGUUAUCAGGAACUCUCCGACACGUAAUUGGUAAUCGGUCUAGCACGAGAUUAUACGUGUAAAAAUACUUACGUAAAUACUUAGCAAUCCUUACCCCUUGCGUAUGCUCUAGCAAGCGUCGGUGGGGUCCAGGACAACCUUAUAGACGUGAGCAUAAAAAAGGACUUUAUCUGGCUAAUGACAAAAUUGGAUACUUCUGGGACGUGUAUAAUAACGAGACGUGGUGAUGUUUUUAUAAUGCCCGCUCUGGGGAUUGUGAAUUUAUCAUUCUUAAGCUGAUUCUCCGGGGAUGUAAUUUCUCUCUUAUAAUGGCGACAGUGAAGUCGGUUAUAAAUAAAGUGCUUUACUCCAGGUAAUAUCAUGUUGGUUUUAUAUCAUGCCGGACUGAUGAAGGGUAGAUAUAUUUUUUAGAGGUGGUUCGUUCUAAUACAUCCCAAUGGAUCGUUAAAAAGGACAUAUGUAUAACGCUUUUAGCAGGUACUAGAACAUGGCAGAAUGGUUCUGCAAUUAUUAAAUUUCGGUAUUCAA
This is a messenger RNA of Orussus abietinus, 3476 nucleotides long. Its product is annotated as RNA-binding protein 5. Bases 225 to 2975 code for a protein of 916 amino acids. The transcript is spliced from 8 exons. Gene Ontology annotation, molecular function: RNA binding. Gene Ontology annotation, cellular component: nucleus. Lineage: Eukaryota; Metazoa; Arthropoda; Insecta; Hymenoptera; Orussidae. The record is from RefSeq and is a predicted model, not a curated record. Gene Ontology annotation, biological process: mRNA splicing, via spliceosome.